Molecule: messenger RNA, 1940 nt
Organism: Maylandia zebra (zebra mbuna)
Lineage: Eukaryota; Metazoa; Chordata; Actinopteri; Cichliformes; Cichlidae
Biological process (GO): regulation of transcription by RNA polymerase II
Cellular component (GO): nucleus
Molecular function (GO): RNA polymerase II transcription regulatory region sequence-specific DNA binding; DNA-binding transcription factor activity, RNA polymerase II-specific
Source: RefSeq, a predicted model, not a curated record
GUCAGCGCUCUCAGGAGGCCGACAAACCUCACAGAAGAAAGGGAGAGAGAAAAUACAGCUGUGAUGAGUGUGGGAAGUCUUUCAUACACAUGAGUAGCCUAAAAAGACACCUUGUCUUCCACAGUGACAUUAAACCAUACAGCUGUGAUCAGUGUGGGAAGAGUUUCACCCAGAAAAGCAGCUUGAGCAUGCAUAAAUUCAUCCACAGCAUUAAACCAUACAGGUGCGACGUGUGUGGAAGGUCUUAUACUCGAUCUGGACAUUUAAAAAGUCAUCAAGUCAUCCACAGUGGAGUGAAACCAUUCAAGUGUGACUUGUGUGGAAAGUCUUAUACUCAAGCUGGACAUUUAAAAAAUCACAAAGUCAUCCACAGUGGAGUGAAACCAUUCAGGUGUGACUUGUGUGGAAAGUCUUUCACUGAGAUGAAGAGCCUAAAACGACACGAAGUCUUCCACACCGGAGCUAAACCAUUCAGCUGUGAUCAGUGUGGGAAGUGUUUCACCCGCAAAGAAGGCUUGGAAAAUCACAAGCUCAUCCACAGCGGACUUAAACCAUACAGCUGUGAUCAGUGUGGCAGAGCUUUUACUUGCAGGAAAAAUUUAUGGAUUCAUCAAAUUACCCACUCUGGAAUAAAGCUAUACAGCUGUGACGUUUGUGGAAAAACGUUUAGUCAUCUGGGGAGCCGAAAUAAACAUCUGCGCAUUCACACCGGGCAGGAUGUGUGCUGCUGUGAUCUGUGUGGCAAACGCUUUGUUACAUACAGCAACUUACAAAUCCACAAACUUACCCACACUGAGGAGAGACCUUAUAAAUGUGAGCUGUGUGAUAAGGCUUACAAAGCUCCAAAUUCCCUGAAAGUGCACCAGAAGAGUCACACCAGAAAGAGACUGUACAAGUGCAGUUACUGUGACAGGCAGAGCGACACAGAUGGAUCCAGUUCUCAGCCCUGUUGUCACUGUGGUGCUGUGAAACCGUUUUGUUGUGACCUUUGUGGAAAAGCUUACAAGAAGAAAAAAGGCCUGAUAUGGCAUCAGCGUAGACACACUGGACAAAGACUGAACUACUGCAAACAGUGUGGGAAAGGCUUCCCCACUCCAAGUGCAUUAAAGCAACAUGAACUCUUCCACAAUGGUGUGAGAGAGCACGUUUGUGACCAGUGUGGGUCAUCCUUCAUCACUACAGGUGACCUUAAAGUGCAUAAACGCGUCCACACAGGAGAGAAACCAUACAAAUGCAGCCACUGUAACAAAAGCUUCUCACACUCAAGUAAUCGUAACAUUCACGAACGUGCACAUGAGGAAGACAACUACAUGGUUUAUCAGCAUGAUCUUGCAGAACUGAAAUCACUGGAUCACAAUGACUCUGAAGAGACAGAAAGAUCCUCUUCUGGUUUCAGGGUUGGACUUAAAAACCUUGAGAUCAGGCUCCACAGAGUUCAGAUGGAGUCUCCUGUAAAGAGUGUCAGCUGAUGUCACACUUGGAUCUGAUGAGCUAGCUCUGAACCCUGAAUCUUAAAUUAAAUUUCAGCUGAAAACGGCAUAUCCAGAAGAACAGAAUAUACUCAAUGAUUGAGCAUGCAUCCAGACACUACUGUCUGUACUUUAUUCUAUUUCUGUUGCUUGUGGGUCUCAGUGAAGAUGUCCACGAAUGCCUCAUGUUCAUCAAACUAACUAAUACUAAAACUAAGGAUAUUUCCUCUGUAUUGUUAUUGUUAUUAAGUGCUCUAUGGCAGAGAAGAGGGCUCCACUGAGGGCGGUGAAGGCUUCCCAGAGCGUCGUUGGCAGCAGCGUCCCCGCCACAGCAGACACGCACACCGACUGUUCUUCCUACACUGUAAACAUGCUUCUUCUUAUACUGUAAAUACUCUAUGUGGAAGUUGAGUGCAGAGCUCACUCGAUGUAAAUGCAUGUGCUGGAAUGACAAUAAACACCUUAAACCCA